AUGGCGGCCGUUUUGGAGGCGCUGCUGCGAGAGGAGGUGACGGCGGCGGCCGCCGUGCGGUGGCUGGCGCGCGGAGCCCGGGGCGCGGAGGACGCCCCCGGGGAGGCGGCCGCGCUGGCGCCCCUCGAGCCGCUGCGGAAGGAAUUCGUGCCGUUCUUGCUGAACUUCCUGCGCGAGCAGAGCAGCCGCGCCCUCCCCCAGGGCCCCCCGACUCCGGCCAAGGCUCCCGGGGCCUCGGCGGGGCGGCCGGGGGGCCCCGGCGCUGCGCGGGGAAGUGGCCGCGGGGUGCGAAGCCAGCUCUUCCCGGCCGAGCCUCCGGCGGCCUCCUUCGGGGAGCCCCCGCUGGCCCGCCGAGGAGGGGGCGGGAGGAAGAGGGGGCCGGUCCGGGAGAGGGGGGGCCGCGGCGCGGGGGGGUCUGAUGAGGGGGGCAGCGGUGACAGCCCACCCUGGGGAGGGGGCUGGAGGCCGAGAGGUUCCAGCAGCCCCAGCCCCUCGCCCGCCGAGCCCCUGAACCUCAGCAAUCUGGAGGAGUUCCCCCCCGUGGGCUCCGUGCCCCCUGGCCCCGCCGGCAGGAUGAAACCUUCCCGGAGGAUCAACCCCACGAGGGUGAGCACAGAGCGAUCUCUGUCCAAGCCCAAGACGUGCUUCACCUCGCCCCCAAUCAGCCAGGCCCCGAGUUCCCAGCCCCCAAGCUUGGACAAUAGUCCUUGGGGCCUUGACCUUUCCCUAGGGUGCAGCAGUCUACAGGAAGAGAGAGAGAUGCUCAGGAUGGAGCGAUUCAAGAUGCUGCUACAUCAGUCACCCACCCCUGCCAGUUCUGCCCUGGAAUCUGGUCUUCCUGUUCCCAGUCGAACAGGGAGCCUUACACCAGAAUCUGCAGACCCUGCCAAGGUUUCCUGUCAGCAGAGGCUAGAGUUGGUAGCCAUUGUCUAUUCAUCCUGUAUCACUGAGAAUCUGGUCCCAAGCCUCUUCUUGGAGCUGUUCUUUGUUCUUCAACUGCUUACUGUUCGACAAAUGAUUAAUGUUGAAGAGGAUGACCUGGAAACCACCCCUGGGGGUCCACUCAAGAGGCCACUAUUCCAGAAUAUCCACGACUGUGUGUUUUUUGCAGUACAGGUUUUGGAGCAUCAGUUCCUGGUUCUCUCCCACCUGGACAAAGGGACGUUGAAGCUGCUAGCUGAGAAUGAGCGCCUGCUUUGCUUCUCUCCUACUUUGCAGGGCCGGCUCCGGGAUGCCUACGAAGGCAGUACUGCUAAGGUCUCUUUGCUGCUAUCACCCCCUGCCCAGGCUGUCUCCUUUCAGCCAGAAACAGACAACCGUGCAAACUUCUCUAGCGACCGGGCCUUUCAUACUUUCAAGAAACAGAGGGAUGUAUUUUAUGAGGUACUCCGGGAAUGGGAAGAUCAGCAUGAGGAGCCUGGAUGGGAUUUUGAGAAAGGCUUAGGCAACAGGAUCAGAUCCAUGAUGAGUCAACUCUCUGCAGCCUCCAGCCACAGCCACUUUGUUCCUUUUCAGAAACAGCUUCUUCAGAUGUGUCAGAGUCCUUUAGGUACCAGAGGAAUGGCUUUGGGUGAGGCCCCUGACCCAGAUGUAUUAAGCAUGCUGGGAGCUGACAAGCUGGGGCGGCUUCGACGUCUACAGGAGCGACUGGUGGCUCCUCAGAGUAGUAGUGGACCCUGUCCACCACCUACCUUUCCUGGUUGGCAAGGCUUUUUCCGUGACUUCAUCUUAAGUGCCAGCAGUUUUCAAUUUAACCAGCACCUUAUGGAUAGUCUGAGUUUGAAAAUCCGAGAACUUAAUGACCUUGCGCUACCCCAGCAUGAACCCAGUGAGGAUGGGGAGUCUGAUGUGGAUGGACAGGAUGAAAGGAGGCAGUUUGCCUCAGUGUUGCUGAGUCUGCGCCUUCUGGCCAAGUUCCUAGGCUUCGUGGCUUUCCUUCCUUAUCGUAGCCCUGAGCCACCCCCAACUCGUGAGCUACAAGACUCGGCCCUGGCCCUCAGGAACCAGGUGCCUCCUGUGCUAGAUGUGCUGACUUUGCUGCAGCAGGCAUUACAGAAUCACCAGACUGUGCUCACUGUGCCCUGGUUGGUGGAGUUCCUCUCCUUUGUUGACCACAUCGCUCCCUUACUGGACUAUUACCAGCGUGUCUUCUCUCUCCUGCUGCAUUUAUUCCGGAGCCUGAUCCUGUCAGAAGAAAGUAAAAGAAGAAUGUGUUUCUUGAACAAACUGCUGCUCCUUGCUAUGCUGGGAUGGCUUUUCCAGAUCCCUGCAGUUCCAGAAGACUUGUUCUUUUUGGCAGAAGACCAAGCAGACACCUUGGAAGGAGCCACAGUGGCUUUGGUGCAGGGUCUGGACACGAUGCCUGUUGUGGAUCAACAACUUCUCUACACCUGCUGCCCUUUCAUUGGAGAACUACGGAAGCUGCUCGCUUCCUGGGUAUCUGGUAGCAGUGGACGCAGCGGUGGCUUUGUGAGGAAAAUCACCCCAACCUCAACUACUGCCUUAGGACCUCAGGCCCCCAGAACAUCCCAAGGGCUACAGGCAGAGCUAGCCCAAGCCUUCUUCCACAACCAACCACCUUCUCUUCGAAGGACUGUGGAAUUUGUUGCAGAGAGAGUUGGAUCCAAUUGCAUCAAACACAUUAAAGCAACAUUUGUGGCAGACCUAGUACGACAAGCAGAAUCACUUCUGCAGGAGCAACUUGGGGAGCAGGAACAGGAAGGGGGAGCCCCAGCCCAGCUCUUGGAGGCACUGUGUGACAAGAUCUGCCCGGAGGGGACACAAGCCUUGACCCAAGGGCGAGAAUUUUGCAGAAAGAAGGGCCCUGAGGCUGUGCGGGUGCUGCUGCCAGAGGAGACUUCCCCAGCUGUCCUGAGGAGCGCAGAGAAUAUUGCUGUAGGACUUGCAGUGGAGAAGGCCUGUGCUUGGUUAUCAGCCAAUAUCACAGCCCUGAUCCGGAGGGAGGUGAAAGCAGCUGUGAGCAGAACACUUCGAGCCCAGGGUCCUGAUGUAGCUGCCCAGGGGGAGAGGAGGGGCUGCUCCCGUGCCUGUGAGCACCAUGCUCCCCUUCCCUCCCACCUCAUCUCCGAGAUCAAAGAUGUGCUUGCUCUCACUGUGGGGCCCCGGGAUCCUGAGGAGGGGAUUACCCCAGAGCAGCUGGAGACGCUCCUGCGACAGCUAAAGGAGACACUUCAGUGCCGGCAGUUCCUAUGCCCAAUCUCUGAGCAGCAGCUUGCAAAAUGCUCUGUGGAAUUAGCCUCUUUUCUUGUUGCUGACCAAGUCCCAACCCUGGGGUCUCCAGGCCCACACAAACUGGAAAGAGGGGAAGCCCGAGGACUCCUGCAGAUGCUCCUCUCCCUCUGGCAUGAGGACUUCCAAGUGCCUGUUCCACUGCAGCUGCUGCUCAGCCCGAGAAACGUGGGACUUCUAGCAGAUACACGGCCCAGAGAGUGGGACCUGCUGUUGUACCUGCUUCGGGGACUGGUGGACCGGGGGCUGAUGGGAAGGGUGGAGAUAGAAACCUGCCUGAGGAGUCUCCACCAGGCCCCCUGGCCUGAGGACUUCUCUGAGGAGCUAGCAACACUGUCUUGCCUAUUUCUGGCUGAGCCGCAGGUACCAGGACCCCGGCUAAGAGCUUGUGAGUUGAUGAGACCGCCUCGUGGGACUGUAUUGGCCCAGAGUUAGGACCAGUAAAUGAGGUCCUGCCUUUGAGCUCAUGAUCAAAAGCUCUGGCCCUCACCUGACUUACAGCCUCAAGAAAGGAACCAGGAGCCCAGCCGUGUCCUGCAAGGAGUUGUCCGCCUAGCAAUCCUUACCAGAAGAUGGAGAGGAGAUGCAUCCUGGGCCACCAUCAGACCCAGUGGGCAGAGGUGAGGAAAAUCUUCAACUUUCCUACCCAGAGCUCUGGAGAAGACAGUCUUAUCUUCAGGACAAAGGUGACAAGAGCCCGGUGGCCCCCUCUACCAGGGAAGAAGAGGGAGCUUUUAUCAUCCAGACUCUUCAACAAAAUGACAUACCAGCGGAUAGCGUCAGAGUUUGGAAGGGCCAACCUGCUGCUUUCCCAGAAGCUUCCUUGGACUUUGUGGUUUUAGAAAGCAGGAGACUGACUUCCUGUCCAUAUAUUAGGAAGAAGAUUAACAAAUGUAGCUAGAGCUUUGGGAGUCCCACUUGCCUCAGCUCUGCGCCCAGAUAUUUUUUCCUUAAAAUGCAUCAUGGAUACCAGUGACAGACCACACCUCAUUUGUGUAAAACACAACUUUAGCAACAUGCCCAGUUUCAGGGAAGCCAGACUGGGCCUGAUCUUAUUUAAAUGCUAUCUAUGAACCAGGAAAGGAAGCCCGAGGAGGGAGAGAGUAGAUUUUUAUGAAAUAUUAAAUCCCACUUUGUCACAAGA
Molecule: messenger RNA, 4393 nt
Organism: Trichosurus vulpecula (common brushtail)
Lineage: Eukaryota; Metazoa; Chordata; Mammalia; Diprotodontia; Phalangeridae
Gene: CDAN1
Product: codanin 1
Biological process (GO): chromatin organization
Cellular component (GO): nucleus
Source: RefSeq, a predicted model, not a curated record